Prosopis cineraria is the source of this 1867-nucleotide messenger RNA. RefSeq names its product leucine-rich repeat extensin-like protein 3. Bases 149 to 1612 code for a protein of 487 amino acids. Gene Ontology annotation, molecular function: protein binding. The record is from RefSeq and is a predicted model, not a curated record. NCBI's taxonomy places the organism in Eukaryota, Viridiplantae, Streptophyta, Magnoliopsida, Fabales, Fabaceae. The transcript has a single exon.
UAGAUCAUUUAUGGCUCUUAUGCGAGGCUUGACUUUUCAACAUGUACGAUCAAGACACAUUUUCUCGAUAUAUAUAUAAUCCCAUACGACCCCAGCUUUCAUUACACCCAACUCUCAUCAGCUUCUUGUGCUUGUCUGGAAGUUGAAGAUGGAUAACAUCACUCUAUGUGUUCUAUUGUUGAUAUUUGCUAGUGCUUUCCUGCCUCAUUCUUCACAUUCGCAUGAGCUGACCAGGUCGAAAAGAGAAGCUUUAGAGAUUAUCAUUGGCGGCGGCGGCGGCGAUACUGGAAAUGCUCCUUCGUCUUCCCCAGAAUGUGGAGAAUGUCAAAGUCCUCCGCCUUCUCCUCCACCUUCAUGCUCACCUCCUCCUCCACCGCCGCCAUGCCCACCUCCGCCCUCUCCUCCCCCACCGCCGCCUCCGCCUCCUCCCCCUCCACCCCCGCCGCCUCCCCCUCCCCCACCGCCGCCUCCCCCACCACCGCAACCCAGGCUGAAACGAGCAAAAAAAGUGCUUCUAAAAUUCAAGCAGAACAUCUGCGAUCCGCAGGGCCGAACGUCAAACUGGAAGAUGUCCAACGACGUAUGUAAAUUCAAUGGCAUCCGUUGCGCCACAUAUCCGAACGAAAAACAGAAGGCAGUGGCGGGACUGGACUUUAAUGGCUACGCAUUCUCCGCGGUGCAGAAGGAUAAACCGCUUGACCUUUUCGGAAUCUUGGCCCCGAUCCCAGAGUUAGCAUUCUUCCAUGUGAACUCCAACAAUUUCAGCGGCCAAGUCCCACCUCAAAUCUCCCAGUUCCCAUACUUCUUCGAGCUCGACCUCAGCAACAACAAGAUAAGCGGUGAGUUUCCGAAAGAGGUCCUUCUAUCGAAACAACUUGUGUUCCUGGAUCUCAGGUUCAACGAACUUUGCGGUUCGAUUCCACCGCAGCUCUUUAAGCUGCAACUAGACGUCAUCUUCAUCAACAACAACCAGCUCACCGGAUGCCUUCCCGAUGACUUCGGGUCCACGCCGGCCAGGUAUCUUACAUUCGCCAACAACAAGUUAACGGGUCCGAUCCCCAAGAGUAUUGGUAAAGCCACGAACAUCACGGAGGUGCUGUUCCUGGGGAAUCAGUUUUCUGGAUGUUUACCUUAUGAGAUUGGGUUCCUCGUCAAAGCUACGGUUUUCGACGUGAGCAAGAACUGGCUGACCGGUCCAAUCCCGCACUCCUUUGCCUGCUUGGAUAACAUCCAGUUCUUGAAUUUGGCUGAUAAUCAGUUCUACGGGCCCGUUCCGGAGUCGGUGUGCAAGCUUUCAGGGCUCCGAAACGGGAAUUUGACGCUGUCGGGUAAUUAUUUUACCCAGGUGGGACCAGAAUGCAGGAAGCUGAUAGACGCGAAGGUGCUGGACGUGCGGCGGAAUUGCAUUCUAGGACUUCGCGAUCAGAGAACACAGGCUGAGUGCACCAAGUUCUUCUCCGAGGUCAAGCCGUGUCCGAACCCCAGGACUUUGCACAUCGUACCUUGUAACAAGUACUAUGAGAGCUACGAGAAGACGGUGCCGGGACCGGCGGCAGCAGGUUCACCGCCGACUCCGGUGACCUACAAGUCACUCAAACCGCAUCGCUUGUGAAUCAGCAUUAUGACGAGGCAUUUUGAAUAACUGUUGUCUCUUAAUUUUAAUCAUAUGCCUAUUUGCACAUAAUCUAUCUUUAAUUGUGGCCCUCCAUCGGCCCUUGAUUUGUAUAAUAGAGUAAUGAAUAAGCUGUACAAGUGUACUGUGACCCGAUUUGGCAUCUUUCACUCGAUGGCAGAUUGGAUAUUACUAAAGUAUGGUGUAAUCAUUGUAGUUGUUAUUCGUGCAAUAAAAAUAAAAUAAUUCUAAAUA